Molecule: messenger RNA, 948 nt
Organism: Paralichthys olivaceus (Japanese flounder)
Lineage: Eukaryota; Metazoa; Chordata; Actinopteri; Pleuronectiformes; Paralichthyidae
Product: retinol dehydrogenase 10-like
Cellular component (GO): lipid droplet
Molecular function (GO): oxidoreductase activity, acting on the CH-OH group of donors, NAD or NADP as acceptor
Source: RefSeq, a predicted model, not a curated record
AUGAUCUUCAUAGUGGACCUGCUGCUGAUGCUCAUCGACCUGACCUACUCCAUCCUGGCUGCGGUCAUCCAGACCUUCCUCCGGCCGAGGCUCAAGAGCAUCGAUGGGGAGCUGUGUCUCAUAACAGGGGCCGGGGGCGCGCUGGGUCGCCUGUUUGCCGUGGAGUUCGCCAAAGAGGGCGCGCACCUGGUACUGUGGGACUGCAACACGGCCGCCAACGAGCAGACCGCCGAGCUGGCACGGGAAGUGGGAGUCGAGGUGCACACGUACACGGUGGAUCUGUCCAAGCGCCAGAGCAUCUACGAGGCGGCGGACAGGGUGAGGGCGGAGGUCGGGGAUGUGUCGAUCCUGGUGAACAACGCGGGCGUGGUGGCCGGGAGGAGGCUGCUGGACUGUCCCGACGAGAUCCUGGAGAGGACCCUGCUGGUCAACUGCCACGCGCUCUUCUGGAUGACAAAGGCCUUCCUGCCCCAGAUGAAAGCAAAGAACCAUGGACACAUUGUUACUAUCGCCAGUGCUCUUGGACUCUUCAGCACAGCAUGUGUGGAGGAUUACUGUGCGAGUAAAUUUGGAGCUGUAGGUUUCCAUGAAUCACUGACACACGAGCUGCUCGCAGAAGAACUGGACGGCAUCAAAACGACUUUAGUCUGCCCUUACAUUGUAGACACAGGGAUGUUCGCAGGCUGCGAGAUCAGGAAGGAGCUCAGGAGUCUGAUUCCACCUCUGCAACCGCUCUACACCGUGCAGCAAUCCAUGAAGGCCAUUUUAGCCGAACAGCAAAUGAUCUGCAUCCCUCGCAUCAUGUACAUCCCGUUCCUCACACGAGCGUUGCUACCGUGGGAGGCAAAUGUGGCAACAUAUCGCUUCAUGGGAGGAGACAAAUGUAUGCUGCCCUUCAUCAAGAACGUUGAAAUGAAGACGUCUAACGGCCACAUAAAAUCCUCCUGA